UUCUUUUAGACUGACCAAUCAGCUACUUGUUUAGUGCAGGCACAAUCAAAACAUCCAACAUGGCGGACGGGGACGAUUUGGAUUAUAUGUCCGACGCGAUUUUGCAGCAAACUUCUGAUGUGCGUCCAGGGUUACCUGUUCUUAAGAGAGUGGCCAGACAACGAGAACUUGAGAAAAAGCAGAAAGAGGCAAAUGAAAGAAGCAGAGUAAAGCCCUUAAAACAACAGCAGGCUGAGAAACGUGAUGAGGCACUGAGUCAACCAAUCAGCAGUGACAACAUAGGGUUCAAAAUGCUCCAGAAGAUGGGUUUCAAGCAGGGGCAAGGCUUGGGCAGAUUAGGAAAAGGCAGAGCAGAACCUGUGCCUCUGGAGGUGAAGGCAGACAGAACUGGCAUGGGUCUAGCCAAUGAACAGAAGAGAAAGGCAGAUGAGAUGAACAAAAUGCGCCAGGAGAUGCAAAGAAAACGUCAAAGAAUGGAGGAGCUGGAACGAGGAGAUUUCACUCUAAGGAUGAAAAGUAGAUUUACAGAGAGAGAAGUGCAACGUGAUUUAUACAAGAGCCAGAAGGUGUGUGAACAGUUGGAUAGUGCAAAGAGUAUCACCGAACCAGUUGCUCCAUGGUAUUGGCCAAAAAUUGCUCAAGCAAAAGAUGAGGAGGAAGAAGGUGAAGAAGGUGAUGAAGAGAAAGAAGAGACAGAGGAGGAAGAAGACGAACUUCAGCCUGAAGAAAUGCUUCAAGAGCUAACAAGUUACCUGAGGAGAGAGCAUCUAUACUGUCUUUGGUGUGGAACAGCAUACAAUGAUGAAAAGGAUCUUGCAGACAAUUGUCCAGGCGAUGAUGCAGCAGCUCAUGGAUAAUAGGACACUCCGACUAUGACACUCUUUUCAAAGUGGGAUACCAGUCAUACUCAUAGAACUCCACUAAAAUGUACUUAUUGUUUUCUAUGUUACACCAUGCUCUCAUGACAAUGUUGAAAUCCAAGAAAACAAAGGCAAUGUUAUUCACCAGCACAGGAAAUGUUUAUUAUCUAAUUUUUGAAAGUCAUACAAUAAGCCAGAUUGUUGAAGACAAUGCCUUGCUAACAUCAUAAUUGAAGAGGCUUGCCUCUACAUCACUGAUCUGUCAGAUAAACAGUUACAGUACUAUCAAUAUCGUAGUUAAAUAUCAAUUGAUGGUCUAAUUACAACACUUACCCACUAUUCAGUGUGGCUACACAGGAUCAUUAAAACUUAUAUUUUAA
This is a messenger RNA of Branchiostoma belcheri (Belcher's lancelet), 1240 nucleotides long. Its product is annotated as G patch domain-containing protein 11-like. NCBI's taxonomy places the organism in Eukaryota, Metazoa, Chordata, Leptocardii, Amphioxiformes, Branchiostomatidae. The record is from RefSeq and is a predicted model, not a curated record. Gene Ontology annotation, molecular function: nucleic acid binding. Bases 60 to 857 code for a protein of 265 amino acids. The transcript has 7 exons. Gene Ontology annotation, cellular component: kinetochore.